AAGAGAUUAGGAAACUGCGCCUAAAUCGGACCCCCAGAAAACGCCAUCUUGGCUCGAGCGACGCUGCAAAAACGACUGGAAUCUGGGGCCCACUUUUCCUGGCCAUUUCGGCUCUGGUCAGAGCAGUUUCCCGGGCGAUAGAGGGAGGAGCCGGGGCAUUUCUGGAAGUCGGAGAAACAGCCAGUCAAAGCCAGCCAGCAUCUGAGCCAGCGAAAGAACCGGAGCAGCGGUGGACGUCGGGUCGGCUGUGUUGGAAUACGACAGAAAUCCAAUAUAUUCAAGCACAGACGGUGUGCGCGGCGGAGCGGUCGUGGACAUGAAUGUGAAGGUCUUCCAUUUGGGUUCGGGAAGCUGAAGCGUAUUGCAGCCCCGCGUUACGUUUUUCGGUGGGAUAAGCCGUCUGUGAUACACUGGGCGUGCACAGCGCAAUAACGGAGCAAGCCAACCUGCGAUUCCAGCGACAGCUAAGCUCACAUUAACCCAGCUAGCCAACCAUUUUCGAGAGCCUCGUUAGCUUGCGGCGAAGGGAGCGUCUUGGUCAGUAAGGGAAGCAUCCGCGGAUGCUGCUGAAGGGAACUCCUGUGCCGGGCGACAUCCACCAGUAAUAUACAAACCCGAGGCAUGCGAAGAGGGGUGUUUUUCUGCACACGAGUGAGGAAAUCUCCACGCCCCGGGGUCUGCUCUGUGGCUACUAUUUAGCUAGCUCGCUGGCUAGCCUGUCUACCAGGAGAGUAGCUCGGGAGAAGGUGGGGCCGCGGAGUGACAGCAUUGGGACGCCAGCUAAUGUGGCUAGCCGGCUAAGUUGGACACACGACUGGCCGCUGGUUUUCCCGUUUAUCACACUGUGUGGGGGUUUAGAAGAUACCAGGACACACAGUAACCCCCAUUCAACAAGAAAAUAGGUUGUCAUUGAUUCCUUCAGAAGCCGCGGUGUGGGUGGGAUAUCUUGUGGAGAGCAUCCUCGUUUACCUGGAUGACCAUGGCGGACGACGACGUGCUGUUCGAGGAUGUCUACGAGUUGUGCGAGGUGAUUGGCAAGGGUCCCUUCAGUGUGGUAAGGCGUUGCAUCAACAGGGACACCGGCCAGCAGUUUGCUGUAAAGAUUGUUGAUGUGGCCAGCUUCACCUCCAGCCCUGGCCUCAGCACAGAAGAUCUGAAGCGAGAAGCCAGCAUCUGCCACAUGCUGAAACACCCCCACAUCGUGGAGCUGCUGGAGACUUACAGCUCUGACGGCAUGCUCUACAUGGUCUUUGAAUUUAUGGAUGGUGCAGACCUGUGUUUUGAAAUUGUGAAGAGAGCUGAUGCUGGGUUUGUCUACAGCGAAGCAGUAGCCAGUCACUAUAUGAGGCAGAUUCUGGAGGCACUUCGAUACUGCCAUGACAACAAUGUGAUUCACCGUGAUGUAAAGCCUCACUGUGUGCUGCUGGCCUCAAAGGAGAACUCUGCUCCAGUGAAGCUGGGAGGCUUUGGAGUGGCAAUACAGCUGGGAGAGUCUGGUUUAGUAGCCGGAGGUCGAGUUGGUACACCCCACUUCAUGGCUCCAGAGGUGGUAAAAAGGGAACCUUAUGGCAAACCGGUGGAUGUCUGGGGAUGUGGAGUCAUCCUCUUCAUCCUGCUUUCUGGCUGCCUACCUUUCUAUGGCACUAAGGAGCGCUUGUUUGAGGCCAUCAUCAAAGGGAAAUACAAGAUGAACCCACGCCAAUGGGCCCACAUUUCAGAGAGCGCCAAGGACCUGGUGAGGCGCAUGCUGAUGCUUGACCCAGCUGAGAGAAUCACUGUCUAUGAGGCUCUCAACCACCCCUGGCUGAAGGAGAGGGACAGGUACGCCUACAAGAUCCACCUGCCUGAAACAGUUGAGCAGCUGAGAAAGUUCAACGCCAGGAGGAAGCUGAAGGGUGCAGUGCUGGCUGCCGUUUCCAGCCACAAGUUUAAUUCCUACUACGGUGACCCUCCUGAGGAGCUCCAUGACUUCUCAGAUGAUCCCACCUCCUCAGGACUGCUAGCUGCUGAAACAGGGGCAGUAUCACAGGUUUUGGAUAGUCUAGAGGAGAUUCAUGCAUUGACAGAUUGCAGUGAGAAGGACAUGGACUUCCUGCACAGUGUCUUCCAGGACCAGCACCUCCACACCCUGUUAGAUCUUUAUGACAAAAUCAACACCAGGUCGUCCCCUCAGAUCCGAAAUCCUCCAAGUGAUGGAGUGCAGAGAGCCAAAGAGGUACUGGAAACCAUCGCCUGCUAUCCAGAGAACAUGGAGGCUAAGGAGCUCAGGAGGAUCCUCACACAGCCACAUUUCAUGGCUCUGCUGCAGACCCACGAUGUGGUGGCACACGAGGUCUACAGCGACGAGGCACUGAGGGUGACCCCCCCGCCUACUUCACCGUAUCUGAACGGAGACUCACCGGACAGCACCAACGGAGACAUGGACCUGGAAAAUGUCACCAGGGUUCGGCUGGUCCAGUUUCAGAAGAACACUGAUGAGCCCAUGGGCAUUACUCUGAAAAUGAACGACCUCAACCACUGUAUUGUGGCCCGCAUCAUGCAUGGUGGAAUGAUCCAUCGGCAAGGGACUCUGCAUGUAGGAGAUGAGAUCCGGGAGAUUAAUGGCAUCAGCGUUGCCAAUCAGACGGUAGAACAGCUCCAGAAGAUGCUGAGAGAGAUGAGGGGAAGCAUCACCUUCAAGAUUGUACCCAGUUACCGAUCCCAGUCAAUGUCUUGUGAGAAAGAGUCACCAGAUUUAUCGCGACAGUCGCCUGCAAACGGGCAUGCUAGCGUCACCAGCUCCAUCCUGGACCUGCCAUCAACUAUUCAGCCUAAAGGCCGUCAGAUCUCCAGACCUGCUAUCAAGGACAAAUUGUCCAUCAAGAUUUAUGUACGUGCUCAGUUCGAGUAUGACCCGGCAAAAGACGACCUCAUCCCAUGCAAGGAGGCGGGCAUUCGCUUCCGGGUAGGUGACAUCAUUCAGAUCAUCUCCAAGGAUGACCACAACUGGUGGCAGGGAAAGCUGGAGAACACAAAAAAUGGCACGGCAGGCCUCAUCCCCUCACCUGAACUGCAGGAGUGGCGUGUGGCAUGUAUAGCAAUGGAGAAGACCAAACAGGAACAGCAGGCCAGUUGUACCUGGUUUGGCAAGAAGAAGAAGCAGUACAAAGACAAAUACCUGGCCAAGCACAACGCAGUGUUUGAUCAACUAGAUCUGGUGACAUACGAGGAGGUGGUCAAACUGCCAUCAUUCAAGAGAAAAACAUUGGUUUUACUUGGUGCACAUGGAGUAGGUAGGAGGCACAUCAAGAAUACGCUCAUUACCAAACAUCCUGACCGCUUUGCCUACCCUAUCCCUCACACAACUCGGCCUCCCAAGAAAGACGAGGAGAAUGGAAAGAACUACUACUUUGUGUCUCACGAGCAGAUGAUGCAGGACAUCAGCAACAAUGACUACUUGGAGUAUGGCAGCCACGAGGAUGCCAUGUACGGAACCAGGCUGGAGACCAUCAGGCAGAUCCAUACCCAGGGCAUGAUCUCCAUCCUAGACGUUGAGCCACAGGCACUAAAGAUCCUCAGGACAGCUGAGUUUGCACCAUAUGUUGUCUUCAUUGCGGCUCCCACCAUCACCCCUGGCAUGACUGAGGUCCCAAAGUGGUGCAGGAAACUGCCUGACGAAUCUCUUCAGCGGCUCCAGAAGGAGUCGGAGAUGCUGCAGCAAACGUACGCUCACUAUUUUGACCAGACCAUCAUCAACAAUGAGAUCGAUGACACCAUUCGCCUGCUGGAGGAGGCCGUAGACAUGGUGUCCACCACUCCUCAGUGGGUUCCGGUCUCCUGGGUCUACUGACAUACGCUCAAUGGCAAUGAGCUCAUCGGCCUCAACGACCCAUCUCUGAUUCAACAUGGAAUCUAAACUCUGAAUCAUGUCUCUCAUCAGAAUCACAUUUCUGUAGAUAAACUGUUAUUGAAGAAGAGAGAAAUGAAGAAACUAAUGACUGAUGUCUCAUUACAGAGACUUCAUCCUCCUCCUGAUCCCCUUUUCUCGACAGCCUGAAAGGCAUAUUGUUGUGUAAAUAUAUACAUAUAUAUAUAUAAAUGACUAAAAAACUAAGUGAAUAUGGUUCUGUCCUCAUGUAGUUGAAUGGUGGGGGAGUGCUGGGGCAGUGUAGUAGAUAUUUUGUACUUUUCUUUUGUAAUUGAUGAUGGAUGGUAAUAUUGGAAAGGCAAUAGCGAGCAUGACCAUAAAGCAGUCUUAUGGGGUUGCCUGUGUGCGUGUUGACCUUUUAAGGCACUCCUUGUGGUACUCUGUCCUCCUCUCUAAUGUCCCCUCGGCUCCUGUGACAAAUAAGCCGAACUUGGAAGCACACUAGAAGCUGCUAUAGUGGCAACAACUAACUCCCUCAGCUCCACAUGUACGUUUGAGUGAAGCAAAAAGCACAGGAAACUUGGCAGUUUCUUUUUUUGUCCCUCAGCCCUUAUUUAUUUCACUGGCCCUUUGUGCCUUUCAGUUUGUUGAAUGAGCACACUGCAUCCUUCUGUCGUCUCUCCCUGUGUUGCUGUAGCCUAAUGUCCUAUGCUUCCCCUCCCAGCCUUUAACGGUCUUUGUUUACAUCUCAGUUUGCACAAAAUGGACAAUGAAGAAAGCGUGUACUGCAUUUUGUCACCUCGGUUCUCAUUACGUCUCGCCCACUCUCUGGCUGUCUUUACUCUGCUCCCUUGUACACAAAAUACAAAAUCAGCGGACCUGGAACCUUGUUCUCGAGACAUUACCAGCUAUGAAAGAAGAGCACUGACAUUCGCCACUAAACACGGCUCCUGAAGUGGAAACAACAAAACUAAAUAAUAAAAAAAAAAUAGGAGAUAAACUGCCUUAUCAGAGCCUUGGGGAAGAAGUCGCUAACACCUAUGCACACCCCUGGUUUCUGCCAGGCAGACCGCCACGACAACCAUUUCCUUCUUUCCUGAUACUCAGUGAGCCAUGCUUGUUAAAACUUUAGUGUUCAUAGGAAUGUUUGUGUGGAAGGACCGGGCUUCAUGUAGGCGGGAUGAAUCCAAUCCUAGAGCCACCAUUUUGGAACUGUUAACUGUUGUCUUCAAAAAUAUAAAAAGGAGUAUUCUUGUUUUGGGGAGGGGAAAGAAAAUUAAAUUUUGUGUGUAAAUGUUUCAAUGGUGCGUACGUCAUGAGUGAACUACCAAGAGCCAGUGUAUAUUAACCCUUAAAAGAAGCUCAGUAUGUGACAUAACCUCUUCAUGCUUUACCAGAAGUGGCACAACACACUCCCACUUACAGUAUGUAUGGCACAUCAGUUGAAGGCUUGAGGAGUGGAAAAUAUAAUAAUAAAAAUUUUAAAAAAGUCAAUAUUUCAAACUGUGGUUUGGUUGCCGUUGUGCCACUCUGAGUAAAGUGUCUUCAUUUCAAGUCCUGUGUAAAUUACCUCUGAAAAUGAGAAAAGCAGCUCUUCUGUAUGAAAUGUUGUUCUUUUUUGUUAUUUCAUUUUUAAAAAAAUAUAUAUUUCCUUUUACGUGUUUAAAGUAAA
Molecule: messenger RNA, 5519 nt
Organism: Archocentrus centrarchus (flier cichlid)
Lineage: Eukaryota; Metazoa; Chordata; Actinopteri; Cichliformes; Cichlidae
Product: peripheral plasma membrane protein CASK-like
Exons: 29
Coding region: 974-3829 (951 amino acids)
Biological process (GO): protein phosphorylation
Molecular function (GO): protein binding; protein kinase activity; ATP binding
Source: RefSeq, a predicted model, not a curated record